UCUUCUUCUUCUUCCUUCGUCGGUUCUUCUUCCGAUAGAUUUGCUUCGCUUCCUCACCUCCGUUCAAGGAUCAUCAUCUCAAAUCUCCUUCUCGCUCGAAGAAACACUAACUCUUACGCAAAUUCUUCUGGAUAUUAGUGUAAAUGGAGGGAGUUGGAGGUGACGCUGCUUCAAUGGCAUCAUCACCUGUACAAAAACGAGCGAACGAGGCGUGGAGGCUGUAUCAGUAUUACUUAGACAAGACUACGCCUCACGCGGUUAAUAGGUGGAUCGGGACUCUUGUGAUUGCAGGGAUAUACUGUUUGAGGGUUUUCUAUGUUCAAGGCUUCUAUAUCAUUUCUUAUGCGUUGGGGAUUUAUGUUCUGAACUUGCUGAUUGGGUUUUUAUCACCACUGGUUGAUCCUGAGCUUGAUGCGUCUGAUGGUCCAAUGUUACCCACAAAAGGUUCAGAUGAGUUCAAGCCAUUCAUCCGUCGACUUCCAGAGUUCAAGUUCUGGUACUCCAUGACUAAGGCUUUCUGCAUAGCGUUUGUGAUGACAUUCUUUUCUUUCUUCGACAUCCCCGUCUUUUGGCCGAUACUACUCUUCUAUUGGAUCGUUCUGUUUGUUCUGACAAUGAGGCGCCAAAUAGCACACAUGAUGAAGUACAAAUACAUCCCCUUCAAUCUAGGAAAGCAAAAAUAUGGAGGGAAGAAAGCUUCUGGCAGCAGGUCUCGCGCAGACUGAAGCAUAUGAACGUUUGUGGAGAAAGUAGAAGUUUCGGGUUUAUGAUUAGUCCAUAUUACUCAGCUCUUUGAACAAUCUGCAUUGAAGUACCUGUUUUGCAGCUCCUGAGAGAAAUCACAUUUUAGAUAAGUAGAUAUCUCUGGUUUUGAAAUUCUCGUCACUCAGAUUAAUUUUUUAUGUAGAGGCAAGCAUCAUUAAAAAAGCAUUUGUCAGUUUCACAAACAUCGGUUCCGUUUCUUCCUUUAGAUUUGAUUUGUGACGGUGUGAUUACUUGGUCUUACUCGUAAAUUCUACAGAAGAGUCGAGGUCACAAUAUUAGUACGUUUGAUCGUCCUCGACACAGCUUCAUGUUUAGCUCUCUGAAUAAUGUCUUCGGAUGCUAUAUCUUACCGCCGGCCUGGUCUCGGAUUUUCUCAAAUAGGAUCAGUUUUACAAACAUCGUUUCCGUUUCUUCCUUUAGAUUUGAUUUGUAAUUUGUGACUGUGAUUCCUUGGUCUUACUCGUAUAAUCUACAGACGAGUCGAGGUCAAAA
Molecule: messenger RNA, 1257 nt
Organism: Arabidopsis lyrata subsp. lyrata
Lineage: Eukaryota; Viridiplantae; Streptophyta; Magnoliopsida; Brassicales; Brassicaceae
Product: protein RER1B
Exons: 4
Coding region: 144-725 (193 amino acids)
Biological process (GO): protein retention in ER lumen; retrograde vesicle-mediated transport, Golgi to endoplasmic reticulum
Cellular component (GO): Golgi membrane
Source: RefSeq, a predicted model, not a curated record